AUGGCAGACGGACGCAACAAGCAAGACGUUGCUCAUGUUGCAACCACUGAUGCGCCUGUCGAGCAGCGUGACGAAGAUGGCGCGCUCGAAACUGGCCAUCACGAGCACAUCAAUCUGAACAAGAAUCUCUCUGCAAAGAUCAAGAAUCCUCUGGCAGACUUGACUCCUUCUCAGGUUAUUCGCGAGGUCGAGGACUUUGCGACUCAGCAUGACCUCGUCGACAUUCUCCCUGAGCUGAAGAAGGGCGCCCUCAUUGCGCGUGACCCCGAGCACUUUGAGACUGUCCCCGACAUGACCGAGGCGGAGCUCACUGCAAUCCGUAACGAAACCGAGCACAAAUGGCGCCAGCCUUUUGCCUUGUAUUUCACGAUCAUCCUCUGCUCGAUUGGCGCCGCCGUCCAGGGAUGGGACCAGACUGGUAGUAACGGGGCCAAUCUUUCUUUUCCUGUCGCUCUCGGUAUUCCUGACACGCAGACCCUUCCGGAUGGAACUCCCAACCCCGAUGCUGAGCUCAAUCAGUGGCUGGUUGGAGUUGUUAACGCAGGCCCGUACAUUGCCAGUGCGGCCCUUGGUUGCUGGUUAUCCGAUCCCGUCAAUUCGUUCAUUGGCCGUCGUGGCGCAAUCUUCAUCUCCGCAAUCUUCUGCGUGCUUUCCCCCAUUGGCAGCGCCGUGAGUCAGACUUGGCCCCAGUUGUUCGUCACUCGUCUGCUUCUUGGACUCGGCAUGGGCUUAAAGGCCUCGACCGUUCCCGUCUUCUGUGCCGAGAAUACUCCUGCUUCUAUUCGUGGAGGCUUGGUCAUGUGCUGGCAACUCUGGACUGCUUUUGGCAUCUUCCUCGGUUUCUCUGCAAACCUGGCUGUCAAGAAUACCGGUGAUAUCGCCUGGCGGUUGCAAUUCGGCUCUGCUUUCAUUCCUGCCGUUCCUCUGCUUGUUGGCGUGUAUUUCUGCCCCGAGUCGCCUCGUUGGUUCAUCAAGAAAGGAAACUUGAAGCGUGCUUUCAAGUCUCUCUGCCGACUGCGCAACAGCAAGCUGCAAGCUGCGCGCGACCUCUACUACAUAUAUGCGCAGAUCAAGGUGGAGCAGGAGAUCGCCGGCAAGGGCAACUAUCUUACUCGUUUCGUCGAGUUGUUCACCAUCCCGCGAGUCCGCCGCGCCACCCUCGCUUCGUUUGUCGUCAUGAUUGCUCAGCAGAUGUGUGGCAUCAACAUUGUGGCCUUUUACUCCUCGACAGUCUUUGUUAAUGCGGGUGCGAGCAAUACCGGAGCUCUUUUUGCCUCUUGGGGAUUCGGACUAGUCAAUUUCCUUUUUGCUUUCCCGGCCGUACUCACUAUCGACACCUUCGGACGUCGAAGCCUUCUUCUUUUCACUUUCCCUCAGAUGGCUUGGACUCUGCUCGCGGCCGCUUUCUGCUUUUACAUUCCCGAGUCAUCCAAAGCGCAUCUGGGAUGUAUCGCACUGUUCGUUUUCAUGUUCGCAGCAUUUUACUCUCCAGGAGAAGGACCGGUGCCGUUUACUUAUUCGGCAGAGGUUUUCCCUCUCUCCCAUCGUGAAGUUGGAAUGUCUUGGGCGGUCGCUACUUGCCUUGGCUGGGCCGCAGUUUUGUCAAUCACUUUCCCACGCAUGCUUCAUGUGAUGGGCCCCACCGGAGCAUUUUGCUUUUAUGCAGGUCUGAAUGUCACAGCUUUUGUCAUGAUCUUCCUCUGGGUUCCCGAAACCAAGCAACGCACUCUGGAAGAACUUGAUUAUAUCUUCGCGGUCCCCACCAGAAUGCACAUGCAUUACCAGUGCUUCAAGGUGCUCCCUUGGUGGAUCCAGCGUUACAUCUUCCGUCGCGACGUCAAGCUUGAGCCCUUGUACAAGUUCGACCUGGCCGCCCACGACGAGAAGGUGGCAAGCAGAGAGGGCAGUGGACAGAUCGUCUCACCCAACAGUGAGAUGUAA
Molecule: messenger RNA, 1941 nt
Organism: Aspergillus thermomutatus
Lineage: Eukaryota; Fungi; Ascomycota; Eurotiomycetes; Eurotiales; Aspergillaceae
Product: sugar porter family MFS transporter
Exons: 8
Coding region: 1-1941 (646 amino acids)
Biological process (GO): transmembrane transport
Cellular component (GO): membrane
Molecular function (GO): myo-inositol:proton symporter activity
Source: RefSeq, a predicted model, not a curated record